GGUACCUGGACGGGAUUCGGGGCGAAAUUCAAAUCAAUCGCGCUUCCAAUGAUACAGCAAUAAACAAUAAUACAAAUAAAUAAAUAAAUAGGGUUGCAAGGGACCAUAUUUAUCAAUCAAACAGCUACCUUGUCUUGCUAUAUAUUCUCAAUAUAAAGAAAGCCAUGUGAUAUGCUGUUUUCAUUGCAGUAUUGAAUGAAAAUAUGCCAUAUUUAUAAACCCGCAGGUAUCUGCAGCAUGCCCUAUUUACUGAAACGACUCGUCUUGCCUCGUUUACUCGCACUGCAAUAAAUGUUUUUCAUUAUUUUUGUAUUUAUUUAAUUGUAUACUAUAAUUAAGUAGCCGUGCUUUCAUUAACUUGCAAUUUGUUUUAUAGUAUAUAUAAAGCAACACCAGCUCGAAGAAGAAGCAGCGCGCGUUCUGUGACCGCUUUGCCUGGGAAUACACGACCCAGCCCGCCUGCUCCGCAAGUCUCCUCACCGACCGCCGGGUGGGCACCGAGGGACACCAGCGUCGGGGCCCAUUCCCCAAGGAAUGACAGAAAACAGCGAGAAGGAAAAUGUGCUUCAGAAGGUCCAGCGCUCCCCGGGGACCGUUUCCAUACAGCCCGUGUCUAAGCUGCAGAGGCUUAAGCGCUCGCUCUCCUUCAAGACCAUGAUCCGCAGUCGGAGUGUAGAGAACGUCUUCCAGCGUUCCAAGAGUGAGAUCCGUCUCCCCGUUGACCUCAUUACAGCCCCGCCCCAUUCUUCGUCCCCGCCCCCUCCAGAGAACCCGUCCCUGGCUCCCAGCCCUGCCCUGUCCUCCAAGACUCCCCCCCAGCUCCGCCCCCUUCACUUGCACUGCUUCCAGGAGCACGUGUUCCGAAAGCCCACCCACUGCCAGCUCUGCAAGCACGUGAUCGUGGGGAACUCAAAGCAGGGGCUACGCUGUGAAGCCUGCAAGCUCGGCGCCCACUUGUGGUGUUCGUUGGAACUGUCACAGCAGCAGUGCAUUGGCAAGUCAGGGGCGUUCAAGUGGAACUCCAGCUCCCCCCUCCUGGUGAAUGAGCAGGUGGGUGUGGUGAAGGAGGCCGCUCUCCCUGGGAAGGCCCAUGUGGACCCUGUGUAUGAGACUCUACGCUACGGGACCUCCCUCGCUCAGCUGGGCCGCUCCAGCUUCAGCAGCAUCUCCGAGUCGCCCACCAGGAGCGUGAACGAGCGGGACAAGGAUGGGGAGGAGAGCCUGCAGAGCGGAGAGGAGGAGACGGGCAGCCAGGAAAGUGAGAAGGCUGUGUCAGAGGACAGAGUCAGCUUGAAGACCCCCUUCAGACUCGAGAGACCUCCAAAGUACUCCUACGUGGCGCUCUACAAAUUCCUUCCGCAAGAAGUGAACGACCUGGAGCUGCAGCCGGGUGAUAGGGUGCAGGUGACAGACGACUCCAAUGAAGACUGGUGGAAGGGUAAGAGCGCGGAGAAGGUCGGCUUCUUCCCAGUGAACUUUGUGCAGAGAGUGCAGCCGGGGGAGAGGGUGUGGAAAGCCAGCCAUUCCUACCAGGGCAGGAGAGAGCUGGGGCAGAUGAGUGUGAAAGAGUGCCAGAUCUGCGUUGGGAAGGGCGAGGACAGUGAAGGCUUUCUGAAGGUGAGCAGUGGUAAGAAGAGGGGUCUGGUACCCACAGACUUGCUGGAGGAGAUCUGAGACGCACCCCCAAACCAAGCUACACCCCGAUAGUGCACAACCCCCCUGCUCCCCACAACUGGAGCUGCAAGAGACCAGAGGGGGCUGAACCCCUAAACUGACCAGCACCCCAACACCGGAAUCACUGAGCUGCCCCGGAACCUUCCCACUAACCCAGAUGGGCCUUGCAGAUGAGCCCUUCGGACAACUUGCACCACCUUCUUUUCCAUUCUCUUCCUUUUUUCCUUUGAAAUGAAAUCUGUUCCCUUUCUCAUCACUGCAGCUAUCGCUCAGGGCAGAGAACUUAAUGACUUAAAAAAUAAAUAAAUAAAUACGUGUAAUGAAGCACAAUGAAAGCAUAGGGAAGCAUUGUA
Polyodon spathula (Mississippi paddlefish) is the source of this 2027-nucleotide messenger RNA. Its product is annotated as SH3 and cysteine-rich domain-containing protein 2-like. Gene Ontology annotation, biological process: skeletal muscle contraction; positive regulation of voltage-gated calcium channel activity; positive regulation of protein localization to plasma membrane. The transcript has 11 exons. Gene Ontology annotation, cellular component: extrinsic component of cytoplasmic side of plasma membrane. Gene Ontology annotation, molecular function: protein binding. Lineage: Eukaryota; Metazoa; Chordata; Actinopteri; Acipenseriformes; Polyodontidae. The coding region runs from base 535 to 1674 and encodes 379 amino acids. The record is from RefSeq and is a predicted model, not a curated record.